This is a messenger RNA of Fonsecaea nubica, 1314 nucleotides long. Its product is annotated as histone acetyltransferase type B subunit 2. The record is from RefSeq and is a predicted model, not a curated record. Lineage: Eukaryota; Fungi; Ascomycota; Eurotiomycetes; Chaetothyriales; Herpotrichiellaceae. The transcript is spliced from 3 exons. Gene Ontology annotation, molecular function: histone binding. The coding region runs from base 1 to 1314 and encodes 437 amino acids. Gene Ontology annotation, biological process: regulation of gene expression. Gene Ontology annotation, cellular component: nucleus; Rpd3L-Expanded complex; cytoplasm.
AUGGCGGAGGACGACGAGAACAUGAGCGAACAAGAGUUCAACAAUGAAGACGCCGAGACCGAGCAGAAAAUCAUCAAUGAAGAAUACAAGACGUGGAAGAAGAACGCUCCUUUUCUCUAUGAUAUGAUCCUCAGUACGGCCCUGGAUUGGCCUACCCUUACAACUCAGUGGUUCCCAGACGUCACGGCGGUUCGCGACACCGACUACUCCAAACACCGUCUAUUGAUUGGCACACAUACGGCUGAAGGCCAACCGAACUACCUAGAAGUGGCCAGCGUCCAAUUGCCCAACCGCAAGAAACCAGAUGUGAAAGACUACAAUGAAGAGACAGGAGAAAUCGGUGGAUACGGUGGCGGAUCAACAGGCAAAAAUCAAAUUGAAGUCAAGUUCAAUAUUGUCCAGAAGAUUGAUCACCCUGGCGAGGUCAACAAGGCACGAUACCAGCCCGACAACCCGAACAUUAUCGCUACCAUGUGCACGGACGGGCGAGUCAUGAUCUGGGACCGAUCGAAGCUCCCUGGCCUGCCUUCAGGAAGACCUAACCCUACGAUAGAGCUCAGUGGGCACACCAAGGAGGGUUACGGUCUCAGUUGGGAUCCCUUCCACGCUGGUCAAUUGGCCACGGCCAGUGAAGAUUUUACAGUCCGACUUUGGGACAUCACACAGGCCACUAAAACCAACAAGUUACUCAACGAAGCUCGUCGUUACACCCAUCACUGGGGAAUCGUAAACGAUGUGCAAUUCCAUCCCCUCCUUCCAAAUCUGGUGGGAACUGUCUCCGACGACCUCACCAUGCAACUUUUGGAUCUUAGACAGGGUGAAACUACCCGAUCAGCUGCCAAGGGCGAGAAUCAGCAUCGGGAUGCAAUCAACGCCAUUGCGUUCAACCUUUCAGUGGAUACUGUAGUGGCCACUGGAAGUGCCGACAAGACCAUUGCUCUAUGGGAUCUGCGAAAUCUCAAGGACAAGCUGCACGUUCUUGAGGGCCACAAGGACAGUGUGACGACAUUGGAAUGGCAUCCGUUCGAAGAGUCGGUUCUGGCAUCAAGCAGUUAUGAUCGAAGGAUAAUGUUUUGGGACUUGUCCAAAGUUGGCGAGGAACAGAAUCCUGAAGACGGUGAAGACGGACCCCCCGAGCUUCUUUUCAUGCACGGAGGACACACCAACCGGAUCAGCGAUUUCUCAUGGAACAAAAACCUUCCCUGGGUGGUGUGCAGUGCAGCGGAUGACAACUUGAUCCAGGUGUGGAAGGUUGCAGAGGCUAUUGUUGGUCCUGACGAUGAAGAUGUCCCAAUGAAUGAGCUGGAAGGGUGA